AUGGAACCCCUUCAUCGCCAUCGAUCAUCUCUUGAAGGAGUUAUUGACUUCUCUGAAAGUACAUGGCGUGUAUUGAGCGCUGAUGAACGUGACAAGGCCCAGACCGUGUUUUACGACAUCAUCAACCAUUUCGAAGGCCCUUCAAACUCAACGAAGGAUAAGCCAUAUGACCGCAUCAAACUGGUUCGUCUGACAUACGAGCAUUCACUAUCGGAUGACCCUCGUUGUCCUUUCUUGCAGGAAUUCUUCAGAUUCGUCAAUGCCACUAUAGAUGACUGCAUCAAUUUCGACGAUGAAACGAGGGUGGACGAGAUCCGCUCGGGACUAAACUCAUUUGCAAACUUUCUGGUGGACAACUUCUUUCUUCCGCUCAAGGCUUCUGCCACCACGACGCCACAGCCCUCUCCAGCGGGAUCCUCCCAAGCCCCAAGUAGACAUUCUGCGUUGGAGUCUAGGGAACGGGUGGCCUCGUUGAGGCGGGAUUGUCUCAUCCGCGAUCGACAUCGGUGUGUGAUUUCUCGCAACUUUGAUCUCAAUGAAGCCGACAGACGUUUCGAGAAUGACGGAGACGAUUUUGCCUUGGAUGACGAGCGACAACUCCUAAUAGACCAAGACCCUGACUCAUUUGCUGAGCUUGAGGUCGCGCAUAUACUCCCGCACUCAUUAAAUACUUUGACAGCAAACCCAGAGCUCAACAAGUCUAAAGCCAUAGCUCUGGACAUACUCGACAUGUUUGACAACGGCAUUGUCCAUCUCAUUGGUGACUCCGAUAUCGAUCGCCCCCUAAAUGCCCUCACUCUACGGAUCGACCUUCAUCGACAGUUCGGAAAUUUCAAGAUCUUUUUCGAAGCUAUGCCCGAGCCCACACACCAGCCUCACACCUACCGUAUUGACUCGACCCAACGUCGGGGGUUAAGAAAGACAAUGUUCCCUAUGACCCGCCAGCUUCACCUGACCCCAGAACGGACGAUUGACCCCCCACACCCUCGGCUUCUUGCCGUUCAUCGCGCAAUUUGUCACAUCCUGCAACUCAGUGCGGCUGGGAGUUAUAUUGAUAGGAUACUCCGAGACAUGGACGAUGGGGUUGUAGAAGCUGAUGGUUCGACUCAUCUGGCAAGCUUGGUGCGUCUGAAGCUGGAUGGCUGGUGGGAUGGCACUGUUGUUGGCUAG
Molecule: messenger RNA, 1170 nt
Organism: Fusarium vanettenii 77-13-4
Lineage: Eukaryota; Fungi; Ascomycota; Sordariomycetes; Hypocreales; Nectriaceae
Exons: 3
Coding region: 1-1170 (389 amino acids)
Source: RefSeq, a predicted model, not a curated record